UCUCUACAGCCUGGUAACUCCAGCACCGACCUAUCUCGCUCUGUUUUGUACACUGGACCAAUUGACCCCGCCCAGUGGGUGGGGCUUCGGAAGACAAACGGAAAACUGCUCGAUUACUUGAGGUAUAACCUGAUGAUGUUAGCGCUGUUAGCCUUCGAGGUGACCGUUUACAGACACCAGGAACUCUACCGUCUCCGCCGUAACAAAGUCCCGCCCCCCACCAGAACUCUGUUUCAUGAUAUAACCAGGCGUCACCUGGAUGACAGCAUUCCGAGCUGCAUUAAGUACUUCCUCAACUACUUCUUCUACAAGUUUGGACUAGAGACUUGCUUCCUGUUGGCCGUGAACGUGAUUGGUCAGCGAAUGGAUCUGUUUGCUGUAGGCCACGCCUUUGGCCUCAUCGCCAUCCUAUCACGUCGCAGCAGGAAACGCAUCACCUCAGUGUGGCCCAUGUACUGCUACUUCCUGUCAGGGCUGUUUUGUUUCCAGUACCUGCUGUGUAUCGGGUUCCCUCCUGCUGCCUGUAAAGAUUAUCCCUGGAGACCUCCGUCUUCCAACAUGGACUCCAAUGUAGUGAAGUGGCUCUUCCUCCCUGAUCACCUGACACCACCAAACCCACUCUUCCUCCUCUAUGAUUUCUUGCUCCUCCUCGGAGCCUCUCUGCAGCUGCAGGUGUUUGAGGAGGAGCUUCAGCCGUCCGUUCAGAUCCUCGCAGGAGACAACUGUGAGCUGGAUGGAGAAGACCAGCAGCUUACUGAUCCAAUCAGACAACUCCACCUCAACAACGUCCCUGACUUCAUGAUGUGCCGGUCUUACCUGGAUAUGAUGAAGGUGAUCAUCUUCAGCUACAUGUUCUGGUUUGUUCUCACCAUCAUCUUCAUUACCGGAACCACCAGGAUCAGUAUCUUCUGUAUGGGUUACCUGGUGGCGUGUUUCUACUUCCUGUUGGUGGGCGGAGACCUGCUGCUGAAACCAGUCAGAUCCAUCCUGGUGUAUUGGGACUGUCUGAUUGGCUACAACGUGUUCGUCAUCACCAUGAAGAAUAUUCUGUCGGUAAGAUACAUCAUCAUCAUCACCAUCACUCAUCCACCACUCAUCUCACACCAGUUCUCUACGUCCAUCCCGCCAUCCCAUCCACCCACCACCAUCUGCACCCUCCGCUCAGCCGCGCGCACAUCAAUACCAUCUCAUCCGUCGUCGUUGGUCUGUCCGUCGGUCGUCGUCCAUCCACUUCUGUGUAACUGUAGACAUUUACUCUUACUCAUCUAA
Morone saxatilis (striped sea-bass) is the source of this 1269-nucleotide messenger RNA. RefSeq names its product piezo-type mechanosensitive ion channel component 2-like. Lineage: Eukaryota; Metazoa; Chordata; Actinopteri; Moronidae. Bases 133 to 1269 code for a protein of 378 amino acids. The record is from RefSeq and is a predicted model, not a curated record. The transcript is spliced from 7 exons.